This is a messenger RNA of Schistosoma turkestanicum, 8172 nucleotides long. The record is from the annotation of a GenBank genome assembly. Lineage: Eukaryota; Metazoa; Platyhelminthes; Trematoda; Strigeidida; Schistosomatidae.
GUCCGUCCUAGAAAAAGGUUAACCUAUUGUGAAUGAUGAACAGCGCUGUAUUUGUACUGCUGUUUUUAUGGGUUGUCUGAGUGACCGAAGGAAAAGGUUGAUUGAGCAGGUUUUGGAAUGGAAUUCCAGUAGACUUGAUCUAUUUGAACUUACAAUACCUGAUGAAAAAUGUGAAUUCAAUGGGGUCAUGCGGUUUUUUUUCCAGGAUGGCAAUCGGAGAUUUCAGACAAAAUGCAUUAGAGUAUCUAGUUCAUCCAAAACUUCUGAAGUUGCGGAAAUAUUGAAAGAAAAGUUUUGCAUCCAAGAACCGUCUCUCAUCGAUAAUCACUUCGGGAUUUACGAGCAUCACGCAAACGGAGUUAGAAGACUGACAAAUGAUGAAUAUCCUUUGUUAGUUCAACUCAAUUGGAGUAGAUUAGAUAGAGAUGGAAAGUUUGUCUUGAAACUGGAACCUAACGGUGGAUAUAUCCAGAAAAAUAUUCCAGAAGGUCAAAGUGAAACAAAAUUGUGUAAUUAUCGAAAUAAUGGUGCUGUUAGCGAAUCUAUGAGCAACCCUAAAACUCGUCUGUUUAAACGUGGUUGGUCUUUUCGACGUGAAAAGAUCAUUUCUUCUGUGACUGCGAAAACAAACGAAAGAUGUAGACCACCAUUAGGUUGUGCAGCAGGUGUAGGAUUAUCAAAAAGUCCUCGAUCUAAUGUCAUUCCCGAAAACUCACUGAAUUGUUUACCAGGAUUAACCAAACAUAAUGAUGGCGAUAAUAAUAUUCAUCAUCGGCAUCAUAAAAGCAAUGCAAUUUUACCCAACUCUGAUACUCUUCCCGACUCAUCAUUUACACGUACAAUAUCAGAUCCGGAAACAGCAAUGCAACGAAAACGUCAACGUACAUUAGAAGCUAAACUUAUGCAAAUGUUGCAUCAUGAUAAUCUUGAAAAAGGUGGAAUGUUAAAAAUUUACGGUGGUCAAUUAUUUCCUGAAAUACCUUAUAAAACAUUAUUAAUAUCAAUUACAGAUAAUGUUGCAUAUAUUAUCCGUGAAAGUUUAAAUAAAUAUGGUUUAGAUGAAGCAGAUCCAGAUGCAUAUUGUUUAGUGAUGCGUAAACGUAAUUCACAUGAUAUAUCGACUGGAUUAAUUGGUGUUGAAGAACUAUUGUCCGAUGAUACUUGUCCAUUAGAAUAUUUAUUGACUUCAUUUUCACCAACAAAAUCUACUGAUGAUGACACAGUGAUCACUUUUGAAUUACGUGCAAGACCACCUCAUUUGAUUAAGAAAAAGCCGUUUAUCGAUUUACCUGUCUCAUCAUCAUCAUCAUCAUCAUCCAGUCGAAUGGUGGAAUCGUCCAAUUAUUUGAUAUCGUCAUCAUCAUGUAAUCAUACAAAUCAAACAUUGCUGAAAGAUGACAUUGAUCCUGACAAAUUCAUGCACACAAUUUGUUUAAUUGAAUUGGACAUUGUUGACAAUGAACCGAAUCAAUCAUUGUUAUCAACAUCAUCGCCAUCGCCAGCAUAUUUAUCCGAUAUUCCACAAGAGAAAAUUUAUCCACUACCUAUUCAUAAAGGCGAAGUUUAUGUUGGUACUGCAACAGGUCCGGAUAAAUUGCAUCCUUCCAAUAUUGUUUCCUUGCCAAAAUUUAAGUGGCCAGAUGUUGAAGCUUAUCAUGUUAUGUUUUGGAGUCCAACAACUGUAACUAACACACACAGUAAUAAUAACAAAAAUAAUGAUAUAAAAUCUUCUAAAGGAUGGUUAGCUUGUCGUCCAUGUCUAUCGAAUAGCGCUACAUUGUCAUCUGCUAAAAUUCCUCAACAAUCUACACAUAAAAUUACGGAAGUUUAUUUAAAUAAUAAUCUUUUAACUAUACCAAACAAUGUUAAUUAUUAUGAAGCGAUAUUUUGGCUUAAACCUGGUGAUUUAUUACGUCUUGGCAAGAAAUCAUCGAAUCAAUUGAAAAUUUGGUCAAUAGUUAUGCCAAUCAAUAGACAACACAUCCCGAAUCCUCAUCAUCAUCAUCAUCAUCAACAACAACAUCAUCAGAUAAUCACAUCAAAUUUACAAUCUCCUAUUAUUAAUAAUAAUAAUAAUAAUAAACCUUAUGAUCAUCAUGUUCACCAUCAUCAUCAGCAGCAGCAGCAUCAACCGAUGAUGAAUCGCGAUCAGUUCACUCCUUCUCAGCAUAAAAUAAUCAAUUCACCGUAUAUCAAUACAUAUUCGUCUGAAUAUUUUAUUUCACAUGAUAGUUUAUUGUCUAAUGUUAACGUACAAAAUCAGAAUAGUUAUCUAGUCAAUAAACGAUGUCCUCCUAUGGCUAAUCCAAAUUCCAUAUGUGAUUCAUCAUCUUCUCUAUCAUGUACUUCAACAUCGGAAACCAUUUCGAACGAUUCAACUCGUUCAUCCUCGUCUUCUUCCGUGAAAAUUGUCAAUAAUCUCGAUUUAACUAUUCAACAACAAUAUAAUCAAAACAAUCUAGUGCAACUUCAUUCAGACAUGAAUUUCAAAAAUUUGAAGAAUAAUGAAACCGCGAAAAUUAUCACCACUGUACAUACUACUACUACUACUACUACUACUGCUACUGCUACUACUACUCCAUGUAUCCAUAAUGAACUACAUUCUAUCGAUAGUUGCCCUACUUAUUCUGUCAAUGAUAGCAGUCAUCAUACACGAUUAUUUAAUCAAGACAACAAUAAUAAUCAUAAUCAUUAUAAUAAUAAUAAUACUCUAUCAUCAACCAAUUGCAAACUAUCUACUACUCUCCUUAUUGAUUCAGAAUCAUCAUAUCGUACUACUAAUACAAUUUGUUCAGAACAAUUGCUCUCACCGAAUCAUUCAUUUUGUUCAACUCCAUCAAAAGCAGAUCCACCUAUGCAAAACAACAAGAAAGGUUCGACACGCACGAAAACUUCCAUUUCUGAUCGCUUACCUUGUCAGAUGGCAUUCGCUCCCGCAACUUUGGAACAAUUAUUAGAUUGGAUUAUCAUUAAACAGCUGAAAUUCGCACAUCAACCAAGAAAUCGUCAUACUACUACUACUACUAUUACUGAUACAACUACUACUUCUCUUGACAAUAAUAAUCAAUCCGAUAUAACCAUAGAUCUGUGUCCUUUAGGCCCAGCCAUGUGUGUUUAUUUAAUGCUACGAGCUAUAUGUCGACAGUGUGAUCGUUGGGAAGCGAUUGAAUUAAAACAGUUAACAAAAAACCCUGAACCUAAGGUAACUGACAUCAAUAUAACAGAGGAGAAAGACGAUCCGUUGAAAAAUAAUUCAUUAACAAACAAUGAUGAAUUAUUGGCUUUAAAUCAACUCAAACGAAGGCAACGACAUUUGUUCAGUCUUUUAAUAAGUACUGUGAAUAGAUUUCAGAAUUUCGAAUUAUAUGUAAAUGAAUCCAUCAAAGAAAUUGAUUUAAACUAUCCGAUUACAGAAAUGGAAUACAAUAAUUGUUCAACGAAUAUGAAAUCUCUAUCGCUAUCGAAUUAUGAUGAUAUAGACUGUAAAUUUAUUAAUUUGAUCAAAUCUGUCACAGCUUGGUUAGCGAAUACAAGUCAAUUACUGCAUCUAAUCACUUGUGAUAUUGAUUUCAAUAGGACUUUUAAGUCGUCUGUUGAUGAUCUGUGUGAAUCGAAUCCUCAUACAUUAGAUACUACUAAUAAUAAUAAUAAUACUACUAAAUCGUCGAAUACUACUACUACUACUACUACUACUUCAUGGAAUCAAUUGAAAGAACAAUUAGCUGAAAUUGUUCAAACUGCAUUUGUUUAUUUAGCUGAUCUUUGUGUACUUCGAUUAGAUUUAAUUGCAAUACCACAAUUAUUGUUGUAUUUAACUAAAUGUGUACAAAUUUUAUCAGAUAAUCAUAAUCGUAUGAAUGGCUGUGACAUAUUAUCCAAAGAUACAUGUGACUUGUCAUCGCCUAAUCAACAGCAACAACAACAACAACAACUGGAUUCUACUAGUGAUAAUACUGUUCAAAUGAAUAAAACACCGAUUACUGCGAGUGAUCAUUGUUUUGAAAAGCAACAACAAUAUACGGAAAUGUUCAAUAGUAAAGAUAAUGUGACAUUGAAAAUACUCAGUGAAAUAUUACAUUGUCUUCAUGCAUCUUAUGUGAAUCCAGCUUUCAUUGUUCAAUUAUUUGCACAUUUAUUACAUCGUUUAAAUGCACGAUUAUUCAACUUUAUCAUUGGUUAUGAUUAUGAAACGAAACAAUCAAUUAAAAAUGCCACUCAUAUUUCACCUAACUGGGGUAAAUGUUUACAUGAUUGGAUUCAUUUAUGCUUAAAUGAUUGGGCUAGUACACAUGGAUUAAGUUUAGCUAUGGAAUGUUAUUUACAAAGAAUAAUUCAGGCUGCUGAUCUAAUGCUAUGUGAUAUGAAAUCAGUUGAAAGUUUGUAUAAUCUAACUGUGGAUCUAGUCAGUUUGAAUUCACGUCAAGUUCAAAUUAUCUUGGAAAAUUACCAGUUAAUGAAUACAGAUAAUAAAAUCACGGAAUCGACUCACAAUAAUCAAUCGCCUGACAUGACAACAUCAGCAAAAUGUAAUUUACAACAACAAAUUCCCGAAGCUUGGAUUGAAUUUGUUGUUUCAGGUGUAAAAAUGGUUGCAGAUCGUAUUCUAACUGAGGAGAAUGCAUGCCCUCUAACAACAACAACAACAAUGAAUGAUGACGAUGAAGAAUUCAAUGAAACACCAGAAAACACUACCAAAUCAUCGUUGUCAUCAUCAUCAAAACAAUUGGAACUUGGUGAAUCAUUGGAUCUUCAUCUGCCAUUUUUAUUACCUGAAGAUUGUUAUCCAUCGGAUAAUCCUGUACCGAUUAACCAUAAUAGUAAUAACAAUACUGAUAGUAAUAAUAAUAAUAAUCAUAACGAAUCAAUGAUCAGUUAUGAAGAAGACAGUGGUAUUUAUAGUCAAAGUAAUUCGAUCAAUUUAAAACAUUCAUCAUUAUCAUCAUCAUCUAAUGACCAAUUGAAUACAUCCAUUAUCACAAUUGAUUCAAUGAAACAAUUUUUAAAUCCUGCUAUUCAAUAUGGUUGGUGUCGUUUAUCAAUACGAUCUAGUAAUUAUGCCAUUGACAAUGCAAUAAUAUUAAAUAAAAAAUUGACUUCCAAUCAAAAUUUACAACAAUCAUCCUUACAAUGGAAUGUUUAUUUAUUAAUGAAUACAAAAUUAUCUGUUAAUUCUUAUUCUGAUAAUGAUAAUAAUAAUAAUAAUGUGGAUGAUGUUGAUGUUAACAAAGUUAAUGAACAUUUAACAAUAGUUUCAAAGAAGUCCAAUGUUGAAGAAGAAGAAGAAAAAGAUAUCAAGGGUGAAAUGAAAAAAUCGGCUGAAAAUGUUACAUCCUACUCAACUACCACUAAUAACAACAAUAAUAAUAAUGCAUCAGUUAAAACUCAUUCCCUGCAAUCAUUACCAUUUAAUCGAUCAUGCAGUCGACAUUGUACUUAUUCAGUUGUUGUACCUAAAAUUGGUUCAAGUUUAGGUCUUAGUAUUGUUGCUGCUAGAUCAGAAUAUGGUGAAGAUCUUGGCAUAUAUGUACGUGGAAUUAAUCCAGGAAGUGGUGCUAGUCAAGCAAAACUAAUACAAUUCAAUAAUAAUAAUAAUAAUAAUAAUAAUAAUAAUAAUAAUAAUAAUAGUGCUAAUGAAAUGAAUUCAUUACAAACAAAUGAUAAUUGUUUGCUUAUUCCACCAUAUUUACAAAUUGGUGAUAGAAUUAUUUCAGUGAAUGAUCAAUUAAUUACUGGAUUAUCACAAGAUGCUGCAAUACAGUUAAUUUCAUCUGCUACACAUGAAGUGAUAUUCACUGUGAUACGUUAUGCUAAACAAGAUAUGAAGGAGAUGAAGGCGACAAAGGAGAAGAAUAAAGAGGAUACAUCCUUAACAACAACAUCAUCAUUGAGACAGCUAUUAACACAGUUAACUACUUCCACAGUUGAUUUGAACAAUAAAGAAUUCAAUGUCCAAUGUAUUGAUUGUCUUUUACAUGAAUCUUUGUUAUCGAAUUAUCAAGAUUUUAUAAAAGCUGAUGAUCAUAAUGAUGAUGUCGAACAACAGUUCAAUGUCUCUAAUGAGAAAUCAACGCAAAAACCACUCACACAAUCAAUAAACAAUGGGAAUUCAAGUGUUUCACGCUUAAAACACUUCCAAUUACCAACAACAUCAUAUCAUACUGGUGCUACUUCGCCUUCUUCGUCUUUUUCUUCGCAUAUUCCUUCCGAUGUUCAUAUUGAUAUGAAAUUAACCAUUGACACAAAUGAUGUGAAUAAUCAAUCCAACAUGAGACAUUCAGAUUUAAACAAAACAUGGAAUUAUCCAAGUAAUACCAUUUGUCGAAUUAAUAAUAUUCAUGAUAAAAAUUCAGUUGGUUUAACUAAUCUACCAAAUACUUAUAAUUCAUUGUAUAGAAAUCGUUCAGCAUCGACAAAUGAACGACAAUUUCGAUUGUACAUUGAUGCAACAUCAACUUAUAAUAGUAACAAUAAUAUUUAUGACGAACCAUCGAUAUCGGAUUAUAGUUUAUGCAAUGAAAGUUUUCUAUCAACAUCUGGUAUAGAGAAAUUAUCUUCACUUCAUACUACUAACACCACUACUCAUCAACGUCAUCAUCAUCAUCAUUAUCAGAACAAUAAUGAAUUUGAACAAACUACUUUUCCGAUAACACCAUGUCAUCGACCUAAAGGUCAAUCAAUCAGUUUCGAUGAUCGUCUCACUACACCUCGAUUUACUCAACUUCAUGAGGCUACGGCAACUAGCCCAAGAAUGUCCAAGGAUAAUCAAUCAAUUCAUCAUAAAGAAUCAAUCUCUUCCAGACUAUUGAUUAAUUCCAGCUCAGCUUAUUCUCCGUCAACUAUGUUAUCUGUUCAAUCGUUAGAGAAUCAAUCGUUUAUGAGUACAACAAAUCCUUCUGUUACGAAUGAAUUAACUUCCACUUCAUAUCGAUCAUCAUCAUCAUCAUCAACGCAUCAUAGAUCAGAUUUCGUGAAUUAUUCAGAGAAUAAUAAUGAUAAAAAUAAAAAUCAUCAAGUUCAUCAGUCAACACUGGAUACACGAUUGAAUCAAAACACUUCUAAUUGUAGAUCAUCUUCAGUCAGUCCUUAUUACCAUUCCAAUCAAUAUUCACAUCGUCAUAAUAUCUCGACAGUUUCUUCUUCAUCACCGAGUAUUUCUUCAACGCCCACUCUACAAUCUCCUAUUCCAUCAGUUCCUAGCAGUGGAAGUAAACCGCCGAAAAUAUUUGUUCCAACAGUAAGUGUAUUACCAUCAACUAGUCAUCAUGAUCCAUUACAAGGACGACUUGCAAUAACCAAAGCUAAAACUUCCAAAGGGUUUUCAAAUCCACAUCAUACAAAUUCACGGCCUUCGCGAUCCAUGAAUGAUUUGAUCACCAAAUCAUCUUCAGAUAUUCAUCAGUCAAAAACAAAUGAUGUGACUUCUUCAAAUACUGUGAAUAAACAACCAGGAUAUUGUAUUCGUCGAAGAUAUACAACAUACACUACAAAUCGUUUCAAUGUUGGUCCAAGACCGGAACCUUUAAACAGGCCACUUGUUCGACAAAAUCAAUCCAACUGAAUAUAUAUACACAGAUUCAUUCAUUCAUUGUACAUUUAAAAAAAACAGCGAACAGAGUAUCGUUGCAUUGCAUUUUAGUCAUUUUUCUAAUUCUCUUUUUCACCACAAACACUGUUCAACUUAAGAUAAUCACAUUCUUUAUUACUACUACUUCGUUUAUUGAUAAAAUAUACCGCUUAUGAUGUGUGUUUUUUUGUGUGUGUUUCACUGAAUGACAUGGUUUCUUUUUCCCAAACCCCCCAUUCCCAACCGCCGCCAUUGCUCUAUUUUUUUUCGGUUGCACAAUUUUUUCCCUCCUCCGCCGACUGAUCUAUAAUUUUCACAAAUAUAUACUUGAUUUUUCCUAUUAUCAACUCAAUUUUAUUUUAUCUCAUUGUAAAAUGUUAAAAGAAAAAAUCAUGGUUUGUUCGUUCGCUUUAUUUCUCUCUCUUCUAAAAUUAUGUGUUGGUCAUUGUGCGUUUCUUUUUUUGACUAAAGUUGGAUUUUGUUUUUCACUGCUUUCCUGAGAGAAUAUUCCCUUCAUCAUUUAACCAAGUGGUGUGCAAAAUUGUUGCUUCAUUCAUUUGAAUUUAUAUUACUCCUAGGAGGAUUGUUAUUAAUUGUACAUAACGAAU